UUCAUUUUUUAUUGCAAUUUUCUUACAUAUUAAUUUGAACUAACAAAAACACAAAAGAAAAGACAGGCAAUCCAAUAGCAAUUACCUAUACUCCUCAUAGCUGUUGUAAUAUUUUUUUUUUAUAUAUGCAUUUUACUAUAUAUACACAUAUGGAUAAAACUGAACUGUUGAUCUGUUGCUCACCAAAAGUGGCAGCAACUAAGCUGUUGAGUUAUUUGAAGAAAGAACAGACACAAUCUUUUCAACCAGUUUUGGAUGUGCCUUGAGAGUUACUGAUAAUAAUGAACACCUAGGAACGACCAGAUGCCUAACCGCCUCACCUACAAAAAUAGUUGAUUAUCAAAUAAUUACAAUGUAAUUACAACAUAAUGACAACAUUUCUUUAGAAAACCUCUUUUUUCCCCCCUGCAGACCAUCAUUAAUCUGUGAGUCUGUAACAGCAUGUGUCAUCCUUUUGAAAUGACGUGACGCUGUCAGCCCGCUCCAUAAUGACACAUGCAACUGUUUCAAGGCAUUUCAUAAGCAGACCCUCUUAAGCCGCUGUACGUUUCCUUGAUCUUGCAAGUGGACAAAGAAAUGUGUAAGAGACAAAAGAGUGAAACAGCAGCAUAAAGAACUACUCAGCAAAUGUUACUCCAAUAUUAGCUUACUUCCUUAUGCACUAUGAAAAUACAACAUAUAUACACAUACACACACACACACACACAGAUGUUUUUUUGGGUUUUUUUUCAUGUCUCUUUGGUAAAACAUUAACUCUUACAAAGGGUUUCCUGUUGUUGCCGAAGAUAUUUGUCCGUGUAGGUGGCCACAAUGCAGUGAAUGCAUUCAGGUUGUCAAUACCACACCUACAAAGAAUACCUAUGACACGGUACAAGCUGUGGCUCCACUGAUUCAAAGUGAAAAUGGGAAGUGUCGUCGCCGUUCCUCUAGUUUCCGGGUGAGUCGGGUGCACUCAAACGAGUUUACAUUCACACACUAGUAUCUAUAGGCCCCACGCACGCGCGGCUUGACGCCAGUUUCGGAUCACGUAGUGGUGACUGCCAGUGGAAAAGAAAAUUUCAUUACUCACACACUAGUUUCUGCAGUUUUCCAACUCUGUAAAAGUGGUUUUCCUGUGUCCUCAGGGAUAAGUAUAAAAAGGUAAGCGACACAAGUAUCUGCAUUUCCAGUAAAACUUGGGUAAAGCGUCUUUUGGUGAAUCGGUGCCUGCUGCUGACACUUAACAAUAUGAAGCUGAUUGUUUUUUGCCUUUUCACAAUCUACUGUUGCUCUUUGGUCAAAGCAUCAUAUCCAAUGGAGCGCAAAAAACUACAAGAAGUCCUUAGAGAGCUGAAAAUGCUCAAACACGACAUUCCGAACACAGAACUCAUGAUGAAUACUCCACCAAAGGAUAUUGAGGACUGCUGUUGUCUGACAGCCUUAACUUGCUUUCGGGAGACUCUGCUUCAACAUUUUGGCAUAAGUGGAAAAUAUCAGAAAAAACUUUACAAGAGUCUUAAUCAUACCCUUACUAUCAGUGGACUGAACUUUUGUAACACAGAAACUUCUACGACCAACUGCUCAACCUGCCACUCACAUCCUAAGGAAAAAGCAUCAGAGUUUUUCAACAGACUGGAGUCUCUGGUUCAAAGGGGUCUAAGCAGAAUCAACUGAGAUGAGCUGAAGAUCCAUUAGCAACUUUAGAGAAGACACUACUUUGUAAAGGGCCAAGCACGUCGAAGAUUGCGUCUUACAGCCUGAUAAAUAUUUAACUUAUUUAUUAUUUAUUUAUAUUGAAGUGGUUAACUCACUCAAGCUAUCAGGAAAGCUGCUCUGCUGCCACCUUGUGGACUUCGUACCCUCAGUCAGUGAGAGGGAAAAUUAAUUUAUUCAUUCAUUUUGUAGUUCUCAAAGAAUAGUUUAAUAAUGACAUUUAUACUGUGUAUGAAUUUCCUUAGUACAUAAAUUAUUUUGUAAAACAACUGUACCAUCUGAAAAUAUCAAAUUAAUUACCAUAUAUUAUUUGAUGUGCCUAGUUUAUAUGAAGGACAGAUUCUCUGCUUGUAGCAGGAACUGAAAGACAAGUGUUCUAUUUUUUUUAAUUUAUUUAUUUUUUUAGCAAAUGGGCAUUUUUUUCAUUCUGGCAGUAGUCCAUUGUAUAGUUAACAAGUCGUAACUUUCUCUUGUCAACUUCAUAUAAAAGGC
This is a messenger RNA of Pundamilia nyererei, 2184 nucleotides long. It is a transcript of the gene il21, whose product is annotated as interleukin 21. Lineage: Eukaryota; Metazoa; Chordata; Actinopteri; Cichliformes; Cichlidae. The transcript has 6 exons. The record is from RefSeq and is a predicted model, not a curated record. The coding region runs from base 1228 to 1653 and encodes 141 amino acids. Gene Ontology annotation, molecular function: cytokine receptor binding. Gene Ontology annotation, cellular component: extracellular region. Gene Ontology annotation, biological process: immune response.